This is a messenger RNA of Chrysoperla carnea, 1633 nucleotides long. RefSeq names its product lachesin-like. Lineage: Eukaryota; Metazoa; Arthropoda; Insecta; Neuroptera; Chrysopidae. The record is from RefSeq and is a predicted model, not a curated record. The transcript is spliced from 10 exons. Gene Ontology annotation, cellular component: neuron projection. The coding region runs from base 170 to 1633 and encodes 487 amino acids.
AACGCUAUAACAAAAAUAGUAUAAUAACUGUCAUCAUAAAUCGUCAAAUCAUUUGCAUGGGGAGGUUUUAUACACGGUGAAAUUCGGUGAAACUUCUCCACAAACGAAAACAGUUUUCUCAAAAUGAUACUUCACUGUUACCACAAUAAAACAUAAAUGAAGACAAAACAUGAAUCGUCUGUUAAUUACCUUAAACAUUUUUAGCACUUUGCUACCAUGGGUAUUACCAACGAAUAAUAUGCAAAUGAAUAAUGGUGUCGCAAUCCAACCGGAUUUUGCUGAACCAAUACAAAACAUUACAGUCCCUGUGGGCCGUGAUGCAAUAUUCAAAUGUCUUGUGACAAAUCUUGGUGGAUAUCGGGUUGGCUGGGUGAAAGCUGAUACAAAAGCAAUACAAGCGAUACACGACCAUGUAAUUACACAAAAUCCACGGGUUAGUGUAUCACAAAAUGAUUAUUCCAUAUGGAAUUUACAUAUUAAAAAUGUACAAGAGGAAGAUCGUGGUCAAUAUAUGUGUCAAAUUAAUACAGAUCCAAUGAAAAGUCAGGUAGGGCAUUUAAAUGUAGUGGUCCCGCCAGAUAUAAUUGAUAGUGGUGAUGGGCAAGUGAGUGAUGUUCUUGCACCUGAAGGUGGUGUUGUACAAUUACGAUGUCGAGCACGUGGCCAUCCUCCACCUCACAUUACGUGGCGACGUGAAGAUUCACAUGAUAUACUUAUUAGAGAUGGACAAAGAGCUAAAGCAUAUCAUAUAUAUGAAGGUGAGGUAUUGCGAUUGCCACGUGUCAGUCGAACAGAUAUGGGAGCAUAUCUGUGUAUUGCAUCAAAUGGAGUUCCGCCAACUGUCAGUAUGCGAUUCGUAGUUAAUGUACAAUUUCAUCCACUUAUACAAGUACCAAACCAACUAUUGGGUGCACCACUUGGGACAGACGUGAAAUUGGAAUGUUAUGUGGAGGCGUCUCCUAAAUCCAUUAAUUACUGGAUACGGGACUCUGGUGAAAUGGUAAUAUCUAGUGAAAAAUAUGAUGUAAAACAUAACACUAGAUCAAUGUUUGAAGAACAUAUGUUACUGAUUGUACGUAAUUUACAAUCAGAAGAUGUUGGUUCGUAUAAAUGUGUGGCAAAAAAUGCAUUAGGCGAAGAAGAAAGUAGUAUAAGAAUUUAUGAAAUACCAGGACCAACUAGAAAAGGACAAUCAGCACGUUACGAUGAAGAGGAUUAUAAUGGUUCAGCAGAAAAGGAAAUUGAUGAAGAAUUAUCAAAUAUAAUUGGUGAUCAUCAUCGUAAUAUGAUGCCAUCAACAAAUUGGGAUCCAAAUAGUAAAUCAUCGAUACAUCGUUUACAAGAACAAACCGCACAUAAUAUAUUAAAUGAUAAUCGUAUUCCUGGUGGAAUGUCAUCAACAGCUGAGGAUAGUACUAAUAGUGCAUCAUCAUCUUCAUCAUUAUUAUUAUCAUCAACAACAUGUCCUCCUAUAUUAUUCCCCUUUACCAUCUCCACGAUCAUCAACACCAUGUUAUCAAAAACUUUAUCAUAUAAUAUUUAUUCGAUAUCAACUAUAAUUCUUUUUACAAGUGGAAAAACAAAAAGGAGUAACGUAUAUGAUGGAAUGUUUUUAAAAUAUAUGUGGGUCUGA